Paraglomus occultum is the source of this 3081-nucleotide messenger RNA. The record is from the annotation of a GenBank genome assembly. Lineage: Eukaryota; Fungi; Glomeromycota; Glomeromycetes; Paraglomerales; Paraglomeraceae.
AUGUCUUCAGAUAGAUUGGUCGACUAUGUCUUUAUUGCCGGUCUGCCCAACGACUUUCAUAUAGAUCUACUGGAAAAGUCACCGCCCGACCUUGAAUUCAAAUCCAAAGACUUGCACAACGCUAAAUCAAACGCUUCCACAACCCAAAGUCACAGUGAUGACGCAGAGUUAGCUGAAGUCGCGAGUGAGCAUUCCGCUGACAUCUUGUUCGAGAACAUACGCUCUAGCAUCUCGCGUUUCGACCACGAACGCGAUGAAUUUUUAAAGGCGAUUGGACGAGCUUCUAUGUCCAAGAUCCCAGAAGACACUCAUGGUGAUAGAAUUUCGUUUAUCAACAGACACAAUUCAACGUCGCGUGGGAGAUCGUUAUACAUGGGUAAUAGCUUAAAGAAUGUAGACGAGAAUUCGUCGGAUCUAACGCACCAGAAUAAUCUUAUUGCAGAGGAGAAUGAACAGCGUCGAACGUCAUAUUUGAAUGUGGCACCUAUUUCGCAAGACAGUGAAGCAACUAAGAAGGAGAAUCAUCCGUUGAAACUCAAAUUUAGCCCACGUCUUCUUGCUCGUUAUCCGCAAACAGAUUAUUCGAGCCAAGAAGAUUUUCCCUCUUAUAUACCUAUGUUUUGCUUUCCGAAUGAUAUAACUAUAUGCGAAAGCGAAGAAAUUCCUUCUGCAACUUAUCACGGUUUUGUAAUGACUCAAGAAGACGGAUCGAAGCGUUAUGGUGGUUGUCUGACUACUUAUGAAUCGUUGCCUGAUCGACUUGUCAAGGAGGUUAAGGCCCUGCACGAUCAGUGGUGUCAAGAAAACUUGACGGUCAAUGAAAUCGACUAUUGCGCCCAUCUCGCCGAGAAAAUUCGAGACGAAAAACAACGAAUAAAGUUGGCACAAAUGAAAAUUUCCCAACAUGGAGCACAGAUGACGUCACAGGCGCUUGCUGAGACCGAGCGAGAAAGAGCUGAGGCAGAAGAGAAACUUGCAUUGUAUACCCAGCUUUUGCAACCGACUAAGCUUGGUGUUAUAGAUACCAGCAAUCUAUGGAUUCCAAAAUGCAUCGGAGUGAUAUGUCAGUUACCUUGGCAUGAUGUUAUGAGAGACUGGCUAUGUGCUGUCGCGUGUCCGUCGGUUGAAGGAUUGAAACCUAGCAAACAACAGAAUCGUAAUUUGCCGUUAGAAAGAUAUAUUAUCAACAUUGUUCAUGAGGUACCGCUUCCCCCUCCCGGUAGACUUCAAGUUGCUAUCACUGUUGAUGAUACGCAACUCUUUUGCUCCAGGCCUGCACUAAAUCAAAUCCCUAUAAUGAAGGAUUUUUCGCUAUAUACCCUUUUCCGCAGCCUUUCUGUCAAAAAUAUCUUGACAUUGUUUGAGGUUGCGCUAGCAGAAGGAAAAAUACUUUUGAUAUCAUCUUACCCAGAUAUGUUAUUUGUUGUGGCUCAUAGCAUAAGCUAUCUUAUUUAUCCGCUCUCCUGGCAAGGGGUUUUCAUUCCAAUACUCCCAGCUCGAUUAAUAGGAUGUGUGCAGGCACCUGUACCGUAUAUAAUGGGCAUUGAACGUCAAUACAAGGGAAUGGAUCUACUUCCUGAAGAUGCUUGUAUUGUGGAUCUUGACAAAGAUUGCAUAAUGAUUGGUGAAAUGCCCUGUCAGAUCCCACCACGACAAAAACGUAAAUUGGUACAAUCCCUAGAAGCUUAUGCUCCUCUGCAUUCCCAUUAUAACAUUCCAUUUGGUCCACCUCUUUAUCUACAGCAAGCAUAUCCGCACAAUCGAUUUAUGCCAGUUUCUGAAAAAUCAAGAAUUUUUGAACAAAAUAAGCGAAUCACUUCAGUUGUGGGAAUGCCAGUUCGAUCAAAUCCCAUGACAUUUGCAGUAUCAAACAGAAAUAAUCAUCGCAAUUCUGUAAUGGUGCCUGAUGCUUACAUUCCUCCAGACGUUGGAAUACCGCCAACUGUCCAAUAUGCUUCCAAUAGGUUCUCAAGAUCCAAUUUUUCGUUACAGAGUGUCCCUGCACCUGGUUAUCAAAGGCGCUUUUCCACUUUUACUGCAGUGGAAGGCCGUGACAAGAGUGUCAAAAGUGAAAGGAUUUUUUCAGCAACAGAAAAAUUUAACAGGAAGCCAAAAGAUCGCUUUGGAACACUGAACAGUGCGCGUAAUUCUAUUCUGGCAUUUGGCAGCAAAACACUGAACCGUCAAAGUGUAUUUGGUCUGAAGAACAGUGGAAUCAAUACCAAAGGAAAUAUGCGUAUUCCCGAAUCAGUGCAGCACGAUAAUCUGUCAUUAUAUGAUGAUGCGUCAAGCAUUUUACUUGAUCCGUCUGAGCGUAUACCAACGGAUCACAAAUUUUUGCCCAGAGAGGGUCAUUUGAUGGUUGAGAUUGAGGAUGAUGAUAGUAGCGAAAACGGAAUUACCACUUGGAUGUUGGAAGGGCUUGCGUGUGGUAUCUGCAAAGAGAGUUUGGGAAUAAAUACUGUUUUCAAAUGUGAAGGUUGCUCGAUGGUGGUACAUGAAGAAUGUCUUGAUGAUAUUGCUUAUCCAUGCAUGCCAGCAUGCUUUGAUGAACAAAAAGUGCAUGACGCCUUUCUACGCGUCUUUGCCUCCUUAUUUAGCAACUAUAGAAAUUUUUUGGCAACCCAACUCGGCGGUGUUGGUGACAUUCAUAAAGAUGGAGAUCAUGAUAGACGUCUCACAAUCUUAAUGGAGGAUAACGAAGUGUUUAAGAAAGAUGCAUUUCUCAAAUUAGCAGAGAAAGAAGCCAAGCCAUUCCUAUCCAGAUUGGUCGAUUCACAAGCAUUCUCCCAUUUCAUUUAUGAACGGGUGGUGUCGCCUCCGGAUAAGCACGAUAUUAGAUACUUUGACGAGAUGAUUACUGCAAAGCUGAAUAGAUCAAAGUUGAGGCUUGCGAAAGAAGCGACGUUUUUCCUUGAUGAUACCUCUUAUGCAGUUACACAAACCCUCCGAGCUGUGCAACCGAAAGCCGGUGAGCUUGACGAUUCACAAGUUGAGAGUAAGAAGACCUUACCAUCUUCCUUCAAUCCUCGAUUAAUGUACAAACCAAGACCACGGCAAUCAUUACGUCAUUUAAUGUAA